GAAGGAGAAGAAGAAGAGUAAUAACAAGAAGAAGAAGAGAAGAAGAAGAAGAAGAAGAAGAAGAAGAAGAAGAAGAAGAAGAAGAAGAAGAAGAAGAAGAAGAAGUACUGCUGAACAACAGUAUUCCUGUCACUGCUGCUGCUGGAUGAGAGUGUGAGCUGUGCUGAGGAGGAAAUGAAGCGCUCCCUGGGGAUCUGCGUGCUGCUCUGCUCCGCUCUCAUCGGAUUGGGAUCAGCCAUCCGCUGCUACAGCUGUAAGGACUACACAGGAAGCUGCUCCAAACAAAGAGAGUGCAGCUAUGACGACGCCUGUCUCACCCUCAGCGAGAGAGGUGGAAUGACUUUCCGCCAGUGUCUGAAGUAUUCAGACUGUGAGUAUGGACGCCUGGGCCAGAUGUUCCCCCAGGUUUCCAGCUUCACCUUCAAGUGCUGCAACUCGGACCUGUGUAACUCCGCCCCCUCCUCUGCAGCGAGCUCUGUGAUUGGUCUUCUGGCCUCAGCAGCAGUCAUGUGGUGGUGCAUCCACUGAAGAGAGCUGCAGCUUGACGGCGCCGCCUGUGGCCGGAACAUGUAACACCAGCUUCUCUAACAGUCACUGAUCAAUACGUUCAUCAAUAUAUUCAUCUGAUCAGUAUAUUCAGUCACCUGAUCGAUAUGUUCAUCUGAUCAAUACAUUCAGUACUCUGAUCAAUACGUUCAUCUGAUCAAUACAAUACUUAUAACAGAUAAAUAUUCAUGUGUAUAUAAAUAUUUUGUCUGAAGCAUUUCAGCUGCUGAUUUAUUGAUUGAUUGAUUAUUAAUCUGAAUAGUUUGACUGAUCAAUAAAGUUUCUUUAACUUCUGUCUAUGAACUUAAUCAAUAAACAAACAAACUGGAAA
Molecule: messenger RNA, 877 nt
Organism: Anoplopoma fimbria (sablefish)
Lineage: Eukaryota; Metazoa; Chordata; Actinopteri; Perciformes; Anoplopomatidae
Gene: cd59a
Product: CD59 molecule (CD59 blood group)
Exons: 5
Coding region: 175-528 (117 amino acids)
Source: RefSeq, a predicted model, not a curated record